Messenger RNA from Harpegnathos saltator (Jerdon's jumping ant), 3659 nucleotides. RefSeq names its product fanconi-associated nuclease 1. The transcript has 8 exons. Gene Ontology annotation, biological process: interstrand cross-link repair. The record is from RefSeq and is a predicted model, not a curated record. Gene Ontology annotation, cellular component: nucleus. NCBI's taxonomy places the organism in Eukaryota, Metazoa, Arthropoda, Insecta, Hymenoptera, Formicidae. Gene Ontology annotation, molecular function: 5'-flap endonuclease activity; 5'-3' exonuclease activity; flap-structured DNA binding. The coding region runs from base 887 to 3478 and encodes 863 amino acids.
GCCUGCAAAAAUAAAUUCUGAUUACACUGGCUAUCAAAUAAUUUUCUUACAGCCUACCUACUACUAUUUGUCAUGUCAUAUGAAGAUAUGACGUUCUUUCAAUUAUAAUACUUUUGUCGAAUUUUCAAGCUCAUUGUGUGAGUGCAAAAUAUUCAAACUUCAUGAGACAAAAUUUUAAGAAAUUCCCUCUUUUAGAAAGUUAUGUUUCACAUUUCAUAUUUAUUUCCCGCCACAUGAUAGCCACGCUUCUGCGCAAUAUGCACAUCAUAACCUCUCGUCACUCUGUCUAGUGUAUCAAUAUACCUCUGUCCGUGCUAUAGAUCACGCGCAAUUAUUCAAUAAAGUGAUAAUCAUUAUUCUUUCAAGUAUUUCUCUUGAGAUAUUGAUCUAUUACUUUUUUCUUUAAAUUAAUAUCAACUUCCAGAUCCUUUUGUUUUUAAGGUAAGACGAAUAAUAUAAUUGACAAGGCGUUUAUUUCUACCAAGUGUUAACUUACAAGCAAAAAUUAAGUGUCAUGUCAUUGGUACUUACUGUUCUAUUGUAGUGCAAUACUACAUUUAUCAUUUAAUAUAAAAACAUUUAUAUUUUCAUCUGCUGGUAGUUUAAUAAUACAAACUAUGUAAAUAUUGUAAUUUUUUUGGUCGAUUUGCUAUAACUUAUUAAGUUUUAUUUAAGGAUAGGAUAAUGUAUGAAUAAAAUAAAAAAGAUAUUGAACAGCAUAAUGUAGAAUAAUCAAUUUGUUCCUUUAGGCAUGAAAGAAUAUGUUUGUGACAUCUGUCUUGCAUCUUAGUAAUAUUUGUUGCAUUAGAUGUAUUUAUAAAUAUCUUAAAAAUUGAUCUGGCUGUAGUAUGAAUCUCUAUAUGUUGUGUCGAUAGAAAGAGAUACAAUGUUACAAACCCGAAUAGAUCAGUUCUAUAAAGUUACAAGCAACAGUAGAAGAACUAAAAAUUUAAUAAACAUAGGAAAGCCAUCUAAUUUAAGAAUAUCUGCAAUUAAUAAAAAAAAAGAAGAAAUAUUAAAAAAAUUGGAAGCUGCCACUACAUGCAAAACCAAAACAUCAAAUACAUCUAGAGUAAACAAGAGGAAAAAAUACAUAUCGCAAAAAAAUAAGAUCUUAAUAAACAGUAGGACAUUUAAUUUGACAAACACCAAUAUGGUAAACAGUCCAAUCAAAACUACAGAAAGCUAUGCUAAGACACCCAUUAUCAAACAUAUUUCUUCUAUUACAAGUUCUGUGAAAAGUCCUGUAUUAAGCAGGAGUUCAAAAUUUUCUCCAAAAUCAUCUUCUCCGAUAAAAAAAGUGCUGGAUGAACCACCAAGAAAGAUAAAUAUUGCCCAAAGAAGAUUAUUCAAUGAUAGAAUAGAAGAAUUGAUGUCUAUAGCGAUAGAUAAUCUGAAUUUAGCCAAAGAAGGAGCUAUUACUAAUAAUAAUAUUGACUUAGAGAAAGUUUACUCGAGCAGAGAAUUCAACUAUAAGUACAAUCGUAUAGAUACAACAACUUCAACGAGAUAUGAAAUCGACAACAUAAUAGUACCGACGGAAACGUACGCAUGCCAUUUCUUUACAAUCGUUGCUAAUGUAUUCUCCAAACCGUACAAUUGCGGAUACUUUGACAAGGACGAGUUGGAUUUGAUAUUUUCACUACUGACGCUUUCAAGAAAUGCACAAGCAUUACUAAUACGCAUGUUAAAAAGAAAACAUAUGUGGCACAGGAUAAACAGUAUCAAAUAUGACAAUAUAUCGACAAAUUUAAAACCCAUCUUCGACGAACUUGUGUCGCGAUCUAUUUUUAAAAAUAAUACGGAAGAAGAAGAUAUGACUGUUCUAUUGAAAUUGUUACAAGUUGAUGAGAUCCGUAAACUUUGUCAGGAAUGUAAAAUCAAUGCCAAUGGUAAAAAAGAGAAUAAUAUACAAUCGAUUCUAAGGUUUUACAAUAAAACAAAACCUUUGUUUCCUGGGAUGCCAAGCCCAGCCACUAAGUUACGCGCGUCAGUCAACGAAAUCUUAGGAUACUGUAUAUUGAUAGAUACUAAAAUGAGUGAAAUAAUUGAUAGAAUAAUUACGCUAUUGAUACCGCAUAAAGAUCCUCAAGAAACUAUGGCAGAUUUAUUCCAAAUGUUAUUAAGAAUUGAAAUGAAAGAAAUCAAAUUCCCGGAAGUAACCGUUCGUGACUUUCCUAUUUUUGCUAAUAAAGGGCAUUUAUUGAAUUAUAUGGAGGCUAAAAAUGCACUGUGUAAUGUAUUGAAUGCAAUUGAAAAGAAACAAUGGGAGAUCGUACGACAAAUUGGAUCGCAAGCCGCGGAACAUCUGUCACUUCUUUUAAAAGUAGAAGCACAGAGUCUGGAAAACUCCAUGUUGCCCAGUCACAUCAGGCACUUUAUGCCGGGGUACUUGUGGCUCAAAGUUCUGCACAAAAGUAUCGACGCAUUUAAGAAGACUAAGGAAACAUUGCCGCAAGCGAUAGAAUUUCUGCACAUGUUGGUAAAGCAGAAAUGUCAUAUGAAAUAUAGAAAAGGACAAUGGUACAACGAACUGAUUAAAAUAGAAGUAUAUCAUAUGAAAGAUCCCAAUGGUAGCGUCAGGCUCCUUUCGAAGGCAGUGUCACAGAAGACUUUAACGGAAGUCGACAGACUGGAUCUGUUAGAAAAAGCAGAGAAACUCGCGAAAAGGAAAUCCAAUAUCAGUCAGCAUGCAAAAGAUAUUGUUAAACUGAUAUUAGAGAAAGAUCUCAGCAAAGCGCGAUUAACGUCUCAAAUAAGUUCCGUUACAAUAGAAGGGACGUCAUGCGGAAACCCUUCACAAAGAAAAAGUACCUGGUGCAUCGACAAUGGGAUAGACAAAACAUAUUUUACAGUUGAAGAUUUCGCGUUAUACUACUAUAAGAAUAAAGGAUAUAUCAAGGGUGCGCAUUGCGAGGGUUCUUUGCCAAUUACUCUCUUUGGUAUGCUGUUCUGGGAUGAAAUUUAUAAUAUGGACAUUCCUGGCACUUGCCUAUCGUCAUAUGAACCCACACCGUUGGAUUUGUUCUCGUCGGAAUUUUAUGAAAAUAGAAAGGAACAGAUCGACAUGAAGCUCCAAAUUAUUCGAAAACUCGACGUGGAAACAUUUAGCAACCAUUUGAAGCACCAGUUCGACUUACGCCAUGAAUAUACAUCUAUUUGCCAGAGUAAUAUUUUUGAUAGUUGUAGCUUUCAGGAAAUAGCACUUUGUUUAGGAGUGGAGGGUGUUGUUGGGAUCUGUGAACGACUCAUUCAAAAUUACACACUUUGGAAAGCUGGUUUCCCAGAUUUAAUCGUAUGGAAUCCACAUACAAAACAGUAUAAAAUUGUAGAGGUGAAGGGCCCUGGCGAUUCACUCUCAACCAAACAAAAGUUAUGGUUGCAAUAUUUAAAUCAGCUCGGACUGAAUACAGAAGUGUGCUAUUGUGAAUCCAGUGCCAAAGGUGGGCGUAAGCGGAAGCAUGAAGCUGUGAUGUAAUGUUUUCCACAGACAUUCCAAAAAAAAUGUAUAUUAUAUACUCUAUACGUAUAAGAUGAAAACAUUUUAUAUAAAUUGAGAUGUUCCGCGUGUACCUAUAUUUUUAUUUAUAAAUUUUUAUAUUUUUUAUCUAAAUGUUGGAAGUUUUAGCGUGUAACUUUGGCGAAUGCUUGCCGCAAGA